Aspergillus bombycis is the source of this 1272-nucleotide messenger RNA. RefSeq lists its product as uncharacterized. Bases 1 to 1272 code for a protein of 423 amino acids. NCBI's taxonomy places the organism in Eukaryota, Fungi, Ascomycota, Eurotiomycetes, Eurotiales, Aspergillaceae. The transcript is spliced from 2 exons. The record is from RefSeq and is a predicted model, not a curated record.
AUGGCCGAAGCUUUGUCACUUGCUUCUAGUUUGGUGGCGCUGGCUGCGUUUGCAUUUCAAACAAGCAAAUCUCUCUACCAAGUGGUUGAAAGUUUCAAGUCUACUAAGCGAGUUAUUCGCGACCUUCGGUUUGAAAUCGAGUCUUUGACCCAAGCUCUUGCAACCCUUGAAAAGGCAGCCGUGGAUAAUGAGGCUCAGCUCAUGGCACUGAAGCUGCCUUUACUACGUUGCGGGAAAACCUGCAAGGAGUUCGAGGGGGUUAUCAACAGAUGCACGAGUCAUUCACGUGACCAACGAACCAGCUUUCGUGACUGGGCAAAGUUGCAAUAUAUGGGGGGCGAUAUCACAGACCUUCGGACCGCUUUAGCUGGCUACAAAGCGACAAUUAAUAUUGCUCUAGGAGGUGCUACCUUCCGCCAAGCGGCUGUCACCGUUAAUGUUCUCGAAGAAUACAAGCAGAUGAUUGCAGAGGCAACAUCGGACCUUCAAGACCACCUACAAGGAAUCAACGAGCGAGUGAGGUCAAUUGAAGAGACAGGCCACGUUCCGCAUUCCGAUAUCGACCUGAGUAUAGUGAGAGAAGAAAAGGAGAGUACCGAACAAUGCCUCGCUAUUUGCGUCCAGGUCUCCAGAUAUAUUGAAGGAGCCCAAAUGCGCCUGCCUCAGGACUCUCAUAAUGUUCCAAUGCUCACACUCCAUCCUGUAUCCAGUGAAGGUUUUGAUUCCACCAAGGCAUAUAGAGCGACGGAUGCCUUGUUGAAAGAUCUUAGAAAUAAGCUCUCGCUGAACUCCCAAACUCUUCAAGCCCGUCUGAGUACCCUAGACAGCCAGCUCAAAGCAUGUUCGGAGGUUGGUACCCUGAGUUCACGAGAAGGGACAGCAAAGUUUGAUCUUAUUAAAGAGGAGAGGGACAGUAUUGCUCAAUGUUUGAAUAUAUGUGCGGACGCGUCGGAUAUUGCUCAGAUGGCUCGGAAAAAUGUGUACGAGGAUGUUGCCUCAGCCGAUGAUUCCCACCAACUGGUCGUGUCGACGAUAGGCGAUCUAAUAUCAGCGAAACAUAUCAUCACAGGAGCCAGGUCGGUGCAGUGGUUGGGGCAGAUGUCGGACGACACAUUGCAGCAACUUUCCCGAGACCAGAAAACCCGCCACAGAGAACAGGAGAAGUCGGGCACCCAGACCGAACAUGAUGGGUUCAGCGGACGCUAUGGUACUGGGUAUCAACUGCACCGAGAACAGAUUGAGAUGGAUCGUCCUUCCCACAGCAACCGUUAG